AUGGUCAUAAAAAACAAGUUGAAAUGGGUUUCGGCGCGAGAAAAAAUUUCGAAUGCAUAUCAUGAUUAUGGACGACUAUGCGCUGCCCAUCCGCUCGCAUGCCUUUGUAUGUCGAUUGCCACAAUGGUCGUGCUCUCAUACCCUGCCGUUACUCGUCUUCGGCUGCCGGUCAGCACUCCGAUUGACAUAUUCUGGAGUGAUCAUCUUCACGUUAGUGAAAAGCUUGCCCCGUUUUGGAUAAACGAGAAUCCGGCAUCUUAUAUUCAGCAAUUCAUUGUUUCUGCGACCAUCGAACCUUGGAAUGCGUCGAUAUUAACUCCAGAACAUACUGUUCGUGCUGCAGUGGCCACUGCAUUCCGUCUUAGAGAAAUUGUGAUAUCAGAGCCAUCUGUUGAAGAAUUAUGCCUUCGCCUGGCCAGUCCUUCGGAUAAAACAUGGCCAUUUCGAUCGAAAUCGCUGUGUGUUGUUCUAUCGCCAGCUUCUAUUUGGUAUAACGACUUAGAAAAGUUUAAGAAGGAUCCGAAUUCGAUUGAAACAAUAUUCAAUGAGGAAUGUAAAUCAACAUUUUGCAUGCGAGAUCUUCUUCUAGGAGCACCAAUUUCUUUAACUGGAAUUAAACAAAGAUAUCAAACAAAUAGGAAACGAUCAAUUGAAUUUGCAAUGACCGUUUUCUUCGCGAAAUACAGUAAAAAUGUGAUAAAUCGACUGAAAGAGCGAAUAAGCAAAACAUUUGAAGUUAUGCCACUUCCUCUUAAUGAUGAAUCCACAUUUGUCCAAGUAUAUUUCCAUCCACUCAAAAGUUUCAAGGAUCUACUUCCAUUGAUAUCAACUUACAUUCUUUGCAUGAUUUAUUUGUACUAUUGUUCAAGAAAAUUCGAAAUGGUUGCUUCUCGGUGGGGACUUGCUUUUGCUGCAUCAUUCACUGUUGCUGCAACCCUUCUUAUGACGACUGGAAUUUGCGCUCAUCUCGAUUUGAGCACAACUCUCUGGGGCGCUGAAAUAUAUCCAUAUAUUGCGCUGAUUCUUGGUCUUGAAAAUACGUUAUGCAUCACGAGAUCCGUAGUGUACACACCUCCAUCUUUAGAUGUUUCUUCAAGAAUUGCUCAUGGUCUUUCCCAGGAAGGCUAUAAAUUGACAAAGUAUUUUGUCCUCGAACUCUUCUUUUUGCUAUGUGGAUAUCUCACAAGAGUUUCGGAUAUUCAAGAAUUUUGUCAAUUCAGCGCAAUUUGCAUCGUCGUUGAUUUCUAUAUGCAGCUUUUCUUUUAUGCGCCAUGUCUGACAUUCGAUCUCGAAAGACUUGGUCUCGAAGAAAAACGGCGAUUUGCUGAAAUCCUGUUUUAUGCUGAAAUUCCGAGGUUAAAAAAUUAUCCACCUGUGAGCUGUCCGAUGAGAAAAGUGUGCCCCAAAUUAUUUGCAAUGUCGAAAGUUCAGAAGCGAAGACUUUCGGAUUCAGGAAUUGAUGAAGUUUUUUCAGCAAAUAAGAAAGAGAAGAGCAAAACUUAUCCGAAACUUGAUACCGUUUGGAAAGAUGACUCGGAACUUCCAAAAGCUGAUCUUGAAGGAAGUCUUCGAAUGAGAAUACUGUACUUCAUCACAAGAACACGCAUUGUUCAGCGCACGAUUAUGGUCGUUUUUGCUGUUUGGGUUAUCUGGUUGGCUGUAAUUGUUGGAUCAGGACGUACUGCCGAAAUUCUAUCGAAAUUGAAUCAAACCGAUGAAUCUUUAUCACAGCGUCAUCGAAUUUUGUCGAUUGCGAAUUUGAAAUAUGGAUACUGGCAAAAAUCAACGUAUAAAUGGUGGCCUGCAGUUGCCCACGAUUACAACAUUUCGCUCAACUCAAGAUACGUUACAUUCGUGCCCCCGAUCGUGCUGAACGCAAAAAUCCAGCCUAAUGAUGAUUUGUUAAAAGUGGUUGAGCAAAUUAAAUCUCCAUCAAAAGAGGCCUUAACAGAAACGCCAAUAUUACAAAAUCGGAUCGAAUGGUUGGAGACGAAACUGAAAGUCUACUUAGCCGCGUUUUGGCUUUUACUUUUAUGCACUGUUGCUUCGUUUUUCGUUUAUGUUUUUCUGAGUGAUCGAUGGAAAUUUGGCGUGAAAAAAGUUGAAGAAUCGGCGACAUCGAGUAAACAUUCAGACGAGAGUUCGACUAUAACCUCGUCAUCUACAAAAGGAUUUGUUGAGAAGUUGCCGCUUGUUUUUAACGGACAUGAUUUUCCGAUUGAAACGGUUGGAUUGGAUCCCGAUACUCCUCGAUUUUUGUCAGCCUGCCAAGAAGGAUUCGUUUACUUAUGGAACUCGUUUACAGGUGAACGAAUAACUCGUUUGAAUCGUUUGCGAGCAGUCCCAUUAAACGAAGGAGAGACCCUAAUAAAAGUUUGGGCAGUUGCGAUCAAAAACGACGUUGCGUUUCUUGGCUGCUCCGACGGAGUCGUUGAAAUUGCAAGUUUGAUUCGCAACAAAUUGAUUGGAGUUUAUCAUUCGAACAAUAACUCUGGUGUUUCGCAUAUUGCGUGCUAUGACGAGUUUGUCACGAUUGUUCGACUUGAUGGGACAAUUGAUUUUGUGCAAGUCUCAGUUGUGAUUGAGAAACAACGAGUGCAUGAAAUUAAAGUGAUGAACACCGUAUGCGGACAUCAAAAACCAAUCUGCCGCCUUGUUGCUUGGAGAGAUCAAUUUAUCACUAGUUCGUUCGAUCGCAGUAUUAAAAUGUGGAACGCCAAAACUGGUACGAUGGCAAACAUUUUUCUCGCUCACAAUUCGCCAGUUUUGAACGUUGUAGUUCACGCGGAGAAAUCACUCAUGUUUUCUUCGUGCGAAGAUGGUCUUAUUUGCUGGUGGGACCUUGUCACUUCUGAGCUUAUUCGUUCCAUCGAUAAUAAUUGUGUUUGGGCGUUUCAAUUGAGUGUUUCAUCGGACUAUUUACUCGGCUUUUACGACAGCUCACAAUUAUUUUUGUGGUCCCUAGAAACCGGGCAACUUGUUUGUAGAGUAACGGAUGCGUCGACGAAUGAAAUGAGUGAAGACACAUUAUUUACUGGAGACAGCAGCGGAAUAGUGUCAUUUGAUGACGGAAUUGCGGCAACUGCAUCUGGAGAUUCGGUCACAUUUUGGGAUCAAGAACAUAAGGCCAUAAUUGGAAAAGUGAAAUUAAACGGAAAAAUCAAUUCAACGCGCAAAUUGAGUUCGAACAAAGUUCUUUGUUGUGUUGGAAACACUAUGUAUGCUGCAAUUGUGCCCGUUGUUCGAAUCAAAUAA
Messenger RNA from Caenorhabditis bovis, 3255 nucleotides. The record is from the annotation of a GenBank genome assembly. Lineage: Eukaryota; Metazoa; Nematoda; Chromadorea; Rhabditida; Rhabditidae.